Molecule: messenger RNA, 805 nt
Organism: Euleptes europaea (tarantolino)
Lineage: Eukaryota; Metazoa; Chordata; Lepidosauria; Squamata; Sphaerodactylidae
Gene: HDHD2
Product: haloacid dehalogenase like hydrolase domain containing 2
Exons: 6
Coding region: 4-783 (259 amino acids)
Biological process (GO): dephosphorylation
Molecular function (GO): phosphatase activity
Source: RefSeq, a predicted model, not a curated record
AGGAUGGCAGCCCGGCGUGCGCUCAAAGCUGUCCUGGUGGAUCUCAGCGGUACGCUUCACGUCGAGGACUCAGCUGUGCCGGGGGCCCAGGAAGCUCUUAAACGGUUGCGUGGUGCUCCGGUUGCCAUCAGGUUUGUGACCAACACAACCAAGGAGUGCAAGAGGGAUUUGCUGGAGAGGCUGAAGAAACUCGACUUUGACAUCCAGGAAGACGAGAUUUUCACAUCUCUGACGGCAGCCAGGAACCUCCUGGAGGAGAAGCGUGUCAGGCCAUUGCUGCUUGUGGAGGAGAGCGCUCUGCGCGAUUUCAGAGGACUAGAUACAAAUGACCCCAAUGCUGUAGUGAUCGGGCUGGCUCCAGAACAGUUCAAUUAUCAAAUGAUGAAUCAAGCUUUCCGGCUAAUCCUCGACGGGGCUCCCCUCAUAGCCGUACAUAAAGCUCGAUAUUACAAGAGGAAAGAUGGUCUCGCUCUUGGCCCCGGGCCAUUUGUUACCGGGUUGGAAUAUGCCACCGACACCCAAGCUACUGUGGUGGGGAAACCUGAGCGCACUUUCUUCUUAGAAGCCCUGCGCGGUACCAACUGUGCGCCAGAGGAAGCCAUCAUGAUCGGCGAUGACUGUAGGGAUGACGUUGGCGGUGCUCAGAAUGCUGGCAUGCUGGGUAUACUGGUCAAGACUGGCAAAUACCGCAAAGGUGACGAAGGCAAAAUUAACCCUCCUCCAUACUUGACUUGUGAGAGCUUCCCCUGUGCUGUGGACCACAUCCUCCAGCAUCUACUGUGAAGAUACCUAAAAGGUUUGGAAC